AUGUUUGGAGUUCAGAGAAGUACAUCAAACCUAUCUCUUUUAUUUUCUAAAUUAACAAAAAGGAAUUUUUUACCACUAUUUUCAGUCUAUUUCCAGAAAAGAGCAAUUCAAAAUCUAGAAUACUAUUUUUCAAACAAAAGAUGGAAGUCUUUUAACAAAACAAACGAAAAAUUGUCAGAGGGGUAUGUAUCACAAAUUAUGGGUUCAGUUGUUGACGUAAAAUUCGAGGGUAAACUGCCGGAGCUAUUAAACGCUCUAGAAGUUAAAGGACACCAAAACAAAUUAGUCCUUGAGGUUGCACAGCAUUUAAGCGAUAAUUCAGUUAGAGCAAUCGCAAUGGACGUUACAGAAGGACUCUCUAGAGGACAAAAAGUUAUAGAUACUGGAAGUGCAAUAUGUGUUCCAGUCGGUGAAGCUACGUUAGGUAGGAUGGUCAAUGUUAUGGGGAAUGCAAUCGAUGGAUGUGGAGACAUUAAUACUAAAAUCAGAAGGCCGAUCCAUAGAGCAGCACCUGAAUAUAUGGAACAGGUUAUGGAGCCUUCACUAAUCGUUACAGGAAUCAAGGCAAUAGAUUUACUCACACCAUUCAUUAAAGGUGGUAAAAUAGGACUAUUUGGUGGGGCGGGAGUGGGCAAAACAGUUUUGAUUAUGGAGCUAAUAAAUAAUAUUGCAAAAAAAUAUGGUGGAUACUCAGUUUAUACGGGUGUUGGAGAACGUAUAAGGGAGGGUUAUGACUUGUAUAACGAAAUGCUAGCGAAUGGUGUUAAUAAAAAGUCGGUGAUCGGAUCUCGAGUUGACAGUAAGCACAAGAGACAACCUAUUUACGACUUUCUGGGUUCUAAGACAGCGCUAGUAUAUGGUCAAAUGAAUGAAACACCUGGAGCGCGGGCGCGGGUUGCACUUACAGGUCUUACUAUGGCAGAAUAUUUUAGAGAUUCAAUGCUACAAGACGUGUUAUUUUUUAUAGAUAAUAUUUACCGUUUUACUCAGGCAGGAAGUGAAGUUUCUGCACUUCUAGGGCUAUUACCUACAGAAGUUGGGUAUCAACCUACUUUGGCCACAGAUCUUGGUAAACUUCAGGAAAGGAUCACAACUACGAAGAAUGGCUCUAUAACAUCUAUCCAAGCUCUUUAUGUUCCAUCUGACGAUAUUAAUGACCCUGCACCAGUUGCAGCGUUUACUCACCUUGAUUCUACAAUAGUUCUUUCUAGAAAAAUGUCAGAAAUUGGUAUAUUCCCAUCGAUUGAUCCCUUGGAAAGUAGAUCCAAGGUUUUGGACCAAAAUAUUAUAGGUGAAGAACACUACAAAACUUCCACUAGAGUUCUUUCCAUUCUACAAAAGUAUAAACAACUGCAGAACAAAAUUGCUACUAAGGGUACAGAUGUACUUUCUGAAGAAGAAAGACUAAUCAUUUCUAGGGCGAGGAAAGUCCAAAAGUUUCUUACCCAACCGUUCUUUAUGUCAGAGGCUUUUACUGGAAAGCCUGGGGUUUUUGUCAAUUUGAAUGAUACAAUUAAAGGUUUUAAUGCUAUUGUUAAUGGCGAAAUGGACAGUUUUCCGGAAACACUGUUUUAUAUGAAAGGAAAUAUUGAUAGUCUAGAAAAGCCAGAUUCGAUUUAUUAG
Molecule: messenger RNA, 1623 nt
Organism: Cryptosporidium ubiquitum
Lineage: Eukaryota; Apicomplexa; Conoidasida; Eucoccidiorida; Cryptosporidiidae
Product: ATP synthase beta mitochondrial precursor
Exons: 2
Coding region: 1-1623 (540 amino acids)
Biological process (GO): proton motive force-driven ATP synthesis; proton transmembrane transport
Molecular function (GO): proton-transporting ATP synthase activity, rotational mechanism; ATP hydrolysis activity; ATP binding
Source: RefSeq, a predicted model, not a curated record